AUGAACGAGUUCACCAUAUCUCUCGUUAGUGGCGGGGCUGCGGGAACAGCCACCGACCUCGCGUUCUUUCCAAUUGACACCAUCAAGACCCGUCUCCAGGCCCAUGGCGGAUUUCUGCACAACGGGGGGUUUCGGGGCCUUUAUCGGGGACUAGCUUCUGCUGUUGUGGCUUCUGCUCCGUCUGCAGCGCUAUUUUUCGUCACCUACGAUACCCUUAAACGCCAGUUGCUCUCCACAAACACGCCGGCUGCCGUGUGCCACAUGAUUAGUGCCUCCUGCGGCGAAAUCGCCGCCUGCUUGGUCAGAGUCCCUGCAGAGGUGAUCAAACAGAGAACUCAGUCGUUGAAAUUCAACACCUCUGCACAGGCACUGCGCCACAUCCUCGGAAACAAAUCCGGGGAAGGUGUUCUGCGCGGUUUGUACAGAGGGUGGAGCACCACGAUCAUGCGCGAGAUCCCGUUCACCAUCAUCCAGUUCCCCUUGUACGAGUACCUGAAAUCUCUGUGGAGUCAGGACACCGUUCUGUCCCCGGCAAAAGGAGCUGUCUGCGGGUCUGUGGCUGGUGGUGUGGCUGCGGCAGCUACCACUCCCUUGGACUUGCUGAAAACAAGACUCAUGCUGAGCGAGGGCAAGGUCGGGGUCUGGAGUCUGGCCAAGUCGAUCGCACAGAACGAGGGCUCGACGCCAGACUCGCCCACGUCCUCGUUCGAAUCGACCUCGCCGACCUGCCGCAAGAUCUCUGUAUCCAUCUCGCCAGCAUCAACGCACUUGCGCACAAAUUCCAGCACCGUGGCCGCAUGGAAGCCGGAGAUCUGGUCAGGCUUGUCUCUGAAGAACCGGGCCACCUCCUCGAGCUUGCACUCGGGCACAAAGUUCGCAGUCAAGGCCACAGAGUCCUCCAGGUUGAUCACCAUGUGCCACCAUCCGGCAGGGACGUGUAUACACUCGCCAGGGAACGUGAUCCCUAUGGUGCAGCGGGGCUCUUCGCGCGCAAUUUUGAGUGUAUCGUUGAAGAACCCAGACAACACCCACUCGGCCAGUCCCAGCGGCGACGUCACCUCGCUCUCGUCCUCGUUCGUGUGCACCCCGGGCGGCGUCACGUGCGGCGGCAGCAUGAUCCACAGCUUGGACCCGUCCAGCACGGUGUUCCACGCAGACGUGUUGUUAGGGUCCUUGUGGAACGUGGAGCCCGACCGGUGCGGGCCCAUGAUCAGCCACGUGUGGUCCGGGCGGCACGAGAGACCGUGGCGUGUGAAUACGUCAAACAUGUCGUCGGAAAACACGGCAGGUCUGGCAAACUCGUUUUUCAGCUGCUGCAUGGCUUCCGAGUUGCAAUCAAACAGAUAA
Molecule: messenger RNA, 1347 nt
Organism: Ogataea philodendri
Lineage: Eukaryota; Fungi; Ascomycota; Pichiomycetes; Pichiales; Pichiaceae
Exons: 2
Coding region: 1-1347 (448 amino acids)
Biological process (GO): transmembrane transport
Cellular component (GO): mitochondrial inner membrane
Molecular function (GO): S-adenosyl-L-methionine transmembrane transporter activity
Source: RefSeq, a predicted model, not a curated record